Messenger RNA from Fusarium fujikuroi IMI 58289, 2997 nucleotides. RefSeq lists its product as uncharacterized. Lineage: Eukaryota; Fungi; Ascomycota; Sordariomycetes; Hypocreales; Nectriaceae. The record is from RefSeq and is a predicted model, not a curated record. The transcript is spliced from 7 exons. The coding region runs from base 1 to 2997 and encodes 998 amino acids.
AUGCCUCUUAGAUGCGCUCUCUGUGGGAUUGCCAUCCCCUGCCACCACCAACCAGACCAACAACGACAACAAGUUUGGUGGCGCAAGAUCUUCGCUGUCCAACGUGAAGAAGACCAGCGUGAAGAAGACCAGUCUCACUUCUCGCUCGUGCCUCUCGGAUAUUACGAAGAUGGGUCUUUGGAACCGCACCCAGUCAUCCCGCCGAAUGAAGGAUUCUUCAUCCACCAAGCAUGUUGGUCCAUAUACCGUGACCAGAUGUUCUUGAACUCAGAGCGACGCUAUGACACCGAGCAGAUCCUGCAGGCGUUGUUUGACUUCAUUCAGAGUAUGCCUAGCAACAGCGAUGGUUGGAUAUCGUAUCUUCGCCAUCAGAAUGAACCGGCGGUGUUUCUUGCCACGUUUGCAGGCUACCCUGGCUACUGGGAUUUCUUGAAAGCCGAUCCAAGUAUAGCCGUCACCCAUCCAAAUUCGCAUCGCUUUGUUGAUGGAGGCACUUACGGUACGCAAGCAUCGUCGGACGUCUUCUCCAGCCUUUCUACCGAGCUGAACUAUUGUGUCAUCAACUUUCUAAAUACCGUGUCUUUUUGCAACCUUCGACUUGCAUCAACGACUAUUGCGAACCUCAGCAAGCCUGGCGAUAUUCCUCAAGCCUUCUGGGCAAGUCGUUUCACCCGUGAUCACGAAAUGAACUUCUUUCCGAUGGAACACGACAGCACUGAGACAUGGCGAGAUCUGUACUUCAACCUCAAGUAUUCCCUUAAAGACAGCUCUACAACAGGACACAUGCGAAAUCGGCUUUGGAUCUGGAAGGGUCUUGACAAGAUCACGCCCUACAUAAUCGCCAUACUUCAACAGCGUCCAUGCCUGAAGGAUACAGCUCAAUUGAGAGAGCAUAUAGCUUCAGAGGGAUAUGAAUUGACCCAUAAGAUACAAGGGUUUGAAGGCGUACCAGGCACAAAUCCUUCCGGGGGCAUUCGGGUUACAGGCUCGCGAUACCUGAACCUGCGAGGCGGUGCAUGGAUCUCGGUUACCAGAGGGUCUAUCGAUGGGAGGCAGUAUAUAUUAGGCUUUCGGGUACAGAGGCGAGACGGAAAAGAGAAGUUACGCAUUGGCCUGAUCAACACUAACAAAGAAACAACCUUUUUCAUUGGGGAAACUGAUCAAGUCAUCGCUUUGAAGGUGGCGACGACCUUUGGUGGUAUAGUUGGACUUGCCUUUAGGAUCAAGGAUAAGCUCAGUGGAGUAGAUUGGAAGGUCGUGGGCAAAGUCGGCGCACUUGACGAUUAUGUUGGCAUCAAAAUCCUAAAGCCGCAAAAUGGCCGAUACGUAAGCGGUCUGCUGCUUGGCCUCGAUGCUUGCAAAGUCGUUUCUAUCCAGCUGGUAGAGAAGCUAGGCGACGCUACUGCUAUCGACAGUUCAGGACAGCACGUAUGGCACCCUGCACCGCCUCAACCGGACGUGGUUACUAUAUUGCCUCGCACCAUCGAUGUAGCAGCGUCGCAACCUACGUUCAUCAUGAACAUGGACUUUGGCGGCCCAAGCGGUUCAUUGCUCCCACUCCUCACUAGAAUCGCCAUAUUCCACGAUCAUAUAAAUCACAAUGUCAGAGGCUUGGGCUUCUACUACAAUGACGGAACAGAAAGGGAGUUCGGCUUCCGUGAAUUCUUAACUGAUUAUCGAUGUCGAGACACGGCCCUUGAAAUGUCUGUUUCUAUCGAUGGACCGGCUGGCGAGAGAAUUAUUGGCGCUGCUUUCUUCCCAGACUCCAUCACGUAUGAGAUUCAAAUAAAUACUAAUUUUGGGCGGUGGAAGACUCUUGGGGAUAGGGAUCCCUCACAAACAAGGAAUUUCCUGGUUUCGCCUCAUGGAGAGACUAUAACUGGAUUCCUGGGACAUAUGCGUAUGGCUCCAUUAUCUGCGACACUAGAAUCCAUGGGACUUGUACAUCUUGACCAUCUGGAGUCAGUCUCGCCCAAGCCGCCGCCAACCACGCCCAGCUACUACAAAGGCCUCCUAGGAGGAACAACGUUUGUUCUUCUUGACGGCGUCAAGCGCGUGGGUAUCUCAUGCGGAAGAACGGGACGCAGCCGACGUCCAGAUCAUGUAUCAGGCCUCUACUUCGAGUUCUGGGACGGAAGGCCACCCGCGUAUGUUGGUCAGUGGUUUAAAGAGAUUGGCCAUCUCGAAGUUUAUCGAGGUGAAAGAAUCACGGGCUUAACCUUCUGGAACGAAGUGCAGAAUUGCGCGUGCCAUCAUGGUAGAAAUGCAAGGUACAGCGGAGUACGGAUCGAAAAGUCUAGUGCUGAACCGAAUGCUGUCGAGGUGCAUCCUGGGCCACAAUGCAAUAUGCACGAAACAUGUUAUGUAGAGAAUCGCUUCGAGAGAUUGGACACUUUUGCUUGGCUUACUUCCCAUGAUCGCGACGCUAACGACGUUAAAGCGAAACCUACACCGUUGGCCAAGAACUGCCUUUCGAGCGCAUCGCAUAUACGCGAGGAAGUAUGUACAAAUAGCGAUAAGCUCUUCUGGGAGAUAGAAGAUGGCAAGGGAGGCUGGACGAGUGUGUCUCAGAUCGCCGCGUUCUUUAAUCCUAAGAAGAAGCGACUCUGCGGUCUGGAGUUUAUAUACAGGGACCACCAGGUCAAACGCGGUGGGUAUACCGAGGGAACCAAAGUGAUUUUGGAAGUCAAAUCACACGAAAAGGUCACAGGCGCAUCAUCCAGCGUUUCGACAACAACUGUCGACGGUGGCGUUGAUCUUGUAUCUUUCAUGUUGGGAGAUAAUCGAAGGAUGAUGAUGGACUUCAGCGGAGUGAAGGUCGAUGAUUCGAAUUUCUACCAAGUGCUCCGUUUGCAGAUUGCGGCCUCAGUGACGAGAGAGGUGCCCGAUGGGGCGUCGAAGUGUGUUGGUGUGUACCUGGAAAUGUGGCCAGACGUGAAGCACAAGGUUUGCGUUCAGAAGUUUGGGUCAGUGUAUGUUGAGCCCGCAGAUGAGUAG